Molecule: messenger RNA, 1096 nt
Organism: Hyaloscypha bicolor E
Lineage: Eukaryota; Fungi; Ascomycota; Leotiomycetes; Helotiales; Hyaloscyphaceae
Product: NAD(P)-binding protein
Exons: 6
Coding region: 239-1096 (285 amino acids)
Cellular component (GO): cytosol
Molecular function (GO): oxidoreductase activity
Source: RefSeq, a predicted model, not a curated record
AUCAAUUAUAGCAGUUUGAGAACGCAAGAUUCAUGGACUGUGCAGUAGGUUGAAGUAUCCACUCUUAGAACCCAUACUGUAUGUAAUAGCCCUUCGUCUCCUAGAAUAUUCACCUCAAUCACUUCAAUAUCACCUUCAAUCGGCCACAACAGAAUCUUCAAACCUUCUCUCUCCAUAGUACAAUUGCUUCUCACUUUAUACUUCAAUCCUCAAUUGAAGCACACUCACGACAGAUACAAUGGCUCAACAAGUCGACCCCGAUCAGUUUACGACCCCUUUCAUGCCGACCGCGACCAAACGUCGUGACCCAUACCCAGCUAUUGACCCUUCCAAGCCAUCAAACUCACAGAAGGGGAAGAUCAUAAUCAUCACUGGAGCUAGCGGUGGACUUGAAGCCGCUGCUGCAAGGGUCUGGGCUCGUGCAGGUGCUACUGGCAUCGUGAUCGCAGCACGAAGAAUUGAUGCACUUGAGAAAAUUGCGACCGAGCUCAACAAAAUCAGCCCAUCGUCCAAAGUUUUACCUGUCAAAGCAGACAUUACAUCCGAAGAGCAAGUGAAAAGCCUCUUUGCCUCAGUGCAGACCACCUUUGGAAGACCGGCCGAUGUUUUGAUCAACAAUGCUGGAUAUCUCAAAGAUGACCAGCUCAUUGGAGAGACUGCCCCAAACGAGUGGUGGACUGGAAUCGAGAUCAACCUCAAAGCUCAGCCCGAACCCAAGAAACCAACUGGGACGAUCAUCACCGUUUCGUCUGGACGUGCAGGAAUCACGGCUGAAGGAGGUUCAGCAUACAACAUUAGCAAGAUCGCAGAGCAGAAACUCAACGAGCAUCUCCAGCUAGAAUACCCAACCCUUCGAGUCUUCACUACAAUGCCAGGAAUCUCACCCACGGAAAUGGCAACCCCUUACUGGUUGCAGUUUGCGCACGAUCACGAGGAUCUGACCGGCAUGCUCGCGCUGUAUCUUGCGCAGCCGAGAGCAGAUUUCCUUAAAGGCAGUAUGGUUGGCGUGAACUGGGAUAUCGUUGCUGGAAAGGUCUUCCAAACGUCUUGGUUGCCGAUCUUGCCAUUCAACGGUGGCAAGGGAUUAGGGGCUUAA